This is a messenger RNA of Pneumocystis carinii B80, 3106 nucleotides long. RefSeq lists its product as hypothetical. The coding region runs from base 1 to 3060 and encodes 1019 amino acids. The transcript is spliced from 8 exons. NCBI's taxonomy places the organism in Eukaryota, Fungi, Ascomycota, Pneumocystomycetes, Pneumocystales, Pneumocystaceae. The record is from RefSeq and is a predicted model, not a curated record. Gene Ontology annotation, molecular function: ATP-dependent chromatin remodeler activity; hydrolase activity, acting on acid anhydrides, in phosphorus-containing anhydrides; ATP binding.
AUGAAUAGGCUGGAAAAAAGGCCUAAAUUGGAUUCUUUUUAUCAUCAUGAAGAAGACAGAGCGGACAAAUGUGAUAAAAUGGAGUCAAUGAUAAAGGAAUUAAAAGUAAUUAUAGGAGACGAUGUAGAAACAGAGAUUCUUGAAUAUUUAGUUCAAAUAUCUAAAGGAAAUAUUGAAAUGGCAUUAAAUAUGUAUUUUGAUAAAACAUGGGAAAAAAAUCAAAAAGAAAAAAAAUACAUAAAUAAGGAAUCUUUAGGCAAGAAAUCAUGGUAUUUGAAAUAUAUUGGAAGUUUUGGAAUGGAAGGAUGGGCUAAUGUUUCUGGAACGGGUUUUUUGUCAGCAGGAGAAGCGGUUUUACUUAAAAAACAGGAAAAGACGAAUGAAAAAAGCAAAUCGAAGCCAUUUUUUUCAGAAUCAGCGAUAAAAAGACGAAAUUCUAGGCAAAAUUCAUCAAGCAUUAUUAGAUUUUGUACAGAAAAAGGUAUAGAGAUAGGUCGUAUUCCUCAGGAAUCAGCUAUACAUAUAUCUACACUACUUGAAUUUAAAACAUGUUCGUUCACAGCGUCAUGUAUUUAUGUUCCAGAUAAGAUAAAAAUAGGCGACAAGAUACUACUUCAAAUAGUAUGUUUUAUUCACAAAGAAGCAUUUACAACCAUGAAGGAGUCAUUAUUUUCCAGAGAAAACUAUAUUUAUGAGAUAUCUAGGACAGAGGAAAUACGUGAACAACAUCGACAGGCCAUUCUAUGGCUUUUAACGAAAGUUGGACUUGAGCCAGAUGAUUCAAAAACUCCAGAUAGUAGAACUAUUUUUAAGGAAGUGGUUAAAGCGAGCAAAAACACAAGCUCAAUUUUAUCAAAAAUGGGGUAUCUAAACCCUUGUGGAGAAAAUGGUUCAGAUUCAGAAGAAGAAAGUAAAGAACUUGAAAAAGAACAUAUUAAUUAUAUAUAUAAAAACGCGAAAUCAUAUAAUCCCAGCAUGAAAGAAGCUUUAUAUUGGAUGAUGAACAAAGAACGUGAGAUUGACUUGUCAGAAGAAGAAAAUACCAUACAUCCGUUAUGGCAAGUAUUUUACUGGCCUUCUUAUAACGAAAAUGGAAAAAAGUUGGAUUUAGAGAAUUCUGAUAAUCGGUUUUAUGUUAACCCAUAUUCUGGUAAACUAACUCUUGAAUUUCCCAGAGCAGACCAGAGUUUUUGUGGUGGAAUAUUAGCAGAUGAAAUGGGACUUGGAAAAACCAUAGAAAUUCUCAGUCUUAUUCAUUCUAAUAAGCCAGUAACGUCAUUAGAUUCUACACCAUUUAUUAUGAAUUCUAAUGCAUCCAUUCGAUCAUGUCGAACUACAUUGGUUGUGGCACCUUUGUCUUUGCUUGAUCAAUGGCGUUCAGAGGCAGAAAUUGCUUCAAAACCAAAUAGCUUGAAGGCACAAAUUUAUUAUGGAACGGAUAAAUCUAUUGAUGUUUUGGUGCAAUGCCAAACUAGCAAUCAACCAGAUUUACUUAUAACAAGUUAUGGUGUUGUUCUUUCUGAAUGGUCACAAAUGACUACAAAUAAUAAAACUUUUUUUAAUUUAUUCUCAAUUGAUUUUUAUCGAGUAGUUUUGGAUGAAGCACAUUAUAUAAAAAACAGACUUAGUAAAACAGCGAAAGCAUGUUCUUCUUUGAAUGCAAAAAGACGAUGGGUAUUAACUGGAACACCAAUAGUAAACAAAUUAGAAGAUCUUUUUAGUCUUAUUCAUUUUUUGAAAAUUGAACCUUGGGGAAAUUUUGUAUUUUGGAAAACUUUUAUCACUAUUCCGUUUGAGUCAAAAGAUAUACCUCGUGCAUUAAAUAACGUUCGUAUGAUUUUUGAAAAUCUAAUUUUGCGUCGGACAAAAACAACAAAAGAUAUACAUGGUAAUUUGAUUAUUACACUUCCAUCUAAAGAAAUUAUAACAGAAGAAAUUAACCUUUCCCCUAAAGAAAGAGAGAUAUAUGAUUUUAUUUAUACUAAAGCAAAACAAGCUUUUAUUGAGAGCUCAGCAUCAGGCACUGUAUUUAAGAAUUAUAUAACAAUUUUAACAAUGUUACUACGUUUACGUCAAAGUUGUUGUCAUCCAUCUUUAAUUAAACGUGGCGAGAAAAGCGAUUUCCUUGAUUUACCUUUUGAUAAAGAUAUUAAAAAUUCCAUUAAUACCGAUGAUAUCAUAGAUCUUAAAGAUCUAAUCGAACCUUUUUGUAAUCAAGAUAUUGAAAAACAGAGUACAGAUACAUAUAAAACUUGUGUUAUCAAAAGUAUAUUGGAAAAAGCACAGAAUGAAUGUUCUAUUUGUUCUGCUAGCCCUAUAGUUGAAGAAGCUAUCACACCAUGUUGGCAUAUAGCAUGUAAAUCUUGCAUUAAAAAGCAUAUAGAGUUUCAAAAAUCUCAUAACAAAAAACCUUUAUGUCAUAUGUGUCGAUCACCAAUUGAUGAACAAAAUAUUUAUGAAAUCAUUCGAAAAGGAAGUCAAGACGUCAAUGAUAGCAAUUGUCGUAUAGAAUUACGUAAAUUUACAUCAAUUUCAUCCUCAAAAUUAGAUGCAUUAAUUAAACAACUGUUUGCAUUGAAAAUGUCAGAUCCUUAUGCUAAAUCAAUAAUAUUCAGCCAAUUUACAACAUUUCUUGACCUGGUGGAAGUAUUUAUAAAGCGAGAUAAUUUCGAAUUCCUUCGUCUAGAUGGAGGAAUGUCAAUGAAAGAACGCUCAAUAGUUUUAGAGAAAUUCCGCACAGAAAAAAAAGGGCUAAUUUUAUUAGCUUCUAUAAGAUCUGGUUCUGUUGGUUUAAAUUUAACAGCUGCGUCCUGGGUUUUUAUUCUAGACCCAUGGUGGAAUUUUGGUAUGGAAAAUCAAGCUAUAGAUAGGGUACAUCGUAUAGGUCAAACAUUGCCCGUCAAAAUUGUGCGUUUUAUUGUAAAAGAUUCAAUAGAAGAAAAAAUGAUCCAGAUUUGCAAAAGAAAACUUAUGCUUGCAGAUGUUUCUGUCACAGAAUGUCAGUCACGUGAAGAUGUAACAAAACGGCGUUUAGAAGAAUUACAAGAACUUUUCGAGUAAUUUUAUUAAGUCAAAAGGCAUUUAGUAGGAAUUGUAAAUAUUAAAU